Molecule: messenger RNA, 1077 nt
Organism: Seriola dumerili (greater amberjack)
Lineage: Eukaryota; Metazoa; Chordata; Actinopteri; Carangiformes; Carangidae
Gene: wnt4b
Product: protein Wnt-4-like
Exons: 8
Coding region: 1-1077 (358 amino acids)
Biological process (GO): multicellular organism development; canonical Wnt signaling pathway; neuron differentiation
Cellular component (GO): extracellular region
Molecular function (GO): frizzled binding; cytokine activity
Source: RefSeq, a predicted model, not a curated record
AUGCCAACUGUCUCCACUGUCAAUCUCACGGCACCACUCCUCCUCCUGUUGCUAUGGGCAACCCACCCCACCAUGGCAACCAACUGGCUCUCCCUGGCGAGGCUGCCUCGCUCCAGGCCUGUGUCCGGUGCUGCCCCAUGUGCACGGCUGAGGGGGCUGACCCCAGGGCAGGUGGGGGUGUGCAGGGCACGGGGGGAGGUCAUGGAGUCCGUACGCAAAGCGGCAGAGAUGGUCAUAGAAGAGUGCCAGCACCAGUUCAGGAAUCGCCGUUGGAACUGUUCCACCACCCCACGUGGGAUCAAUGUAUUUGGCAGAGUCAUGAACCAAGGCACUCGUGAGGCGGCCUUUGUGCAUGCUUUGUCCUCCGCAGCUGUGGCAGUGGCGGUGACCCGAGCCUGCACCCGCGGGGAGCUGGAGAGGUGUGGCUGUGACAGGAAGGUCAGGGGGGUCAGCCCCGAGGGUUUCCAGUGGUCUGGGUGCAGUGACAACCUGUCCUAUGGUGUGGCUUUCUCCCAGACAUUUGUGGAUGAACCAGAACGAGCCAAGGGGCUGUCAGCAGGACGACCGCUUAUGAAUCUCCAUAACAACGAGGCUGGUCGAAAGGCCAUCCUUCACAACAUGCAGGUGGAGUGUAAGUGUCAUGGUGUCUCUGGCUCUUGUGAGUUGAGGACUUGCUGGAAGGUCAUGCCUCCAUUCAGGCGCGUCGGCGUUGUGCUCAAGGAACGCUUUGAUGGAGCCACAGAGGUCCGCCUGACUCGCAUAGGAUCCAGGACAGCCCUGCUCCCCCGUGACCCCCAGGUCAAACCCCCUGCUGCCAGAGACCUUGUGUACCUUGCGCCCUCUCCAGAUUUCUGCCAUCUCGACCCUGACAACGGUAUCCCUGGGACUGCUGGUAGGAGAUGUAACGGAACUUCUCGGCUGGCACCAGACGGCUGUGAGCUGGUGUGCUGCGGGCCAGGGUACAGAGCGGGACGGGCUGAGGUGGUGCAACGCUGCUCCUGCAAGUUCUCCUGGUGCUGCUCAGUCCGCUGCCAGCAGUGCAAGAACACAGUCACUAUUCACACCUGCAGAGUGUAA